This is a messenger RNA of Misgurnus anguillicaudatus (oriental weatherfish), 1640 nucleotides long. RefSeq names its product winged helix repair factor 1 (gene whr1). NCBI's taxonomy places the organism in Eukaryota, Metazoa, Chordata, Actinopteri, Cypriniformes, Cobitidae. Gene Ontology annotation, biological process: positive regulation of Ras protein signal transduction. The record is from RefSeq and is a predicted model, not a curated record.
UUUAAAAAAGAAAAGAAGAAGAAACUAACAGCUGUUGUUGAAGUUGAAGCUCUCUGAACAAACAUACAGGAACCUCAAGCAGUUAAAAUAAAGUUAAAGUGUUGUUUUAAACACUUUUUCCGCGUUUCUCUGUCAUCCGAAAAAAUGUAAAUAAAUACAUACUGUUGCGCCAUUUCUAGCGGCCAUCUAUAGCAAAGAAAACUACAUUUAUUUGUCAAAUAUUAUCUCUGCUAAUAGCGAAAGUGUCUAAAAACAUCAAUCAAUGAACAGAAAACGAGCUCUGAUCGCAGACACAUUCUGUUUAAAGAAGAAACGUAGAUGUGGAUCAGAUGAAGUUAAUGGAGAGACUCGCGAUGUAACGCCUGAUAUCAGAUCAAGUCUGCAGUAUCUCGUGACUCUGUUUUCACGUAAACUCUUCAAUGACAGUCUUCCUCCGGUGGUCUUAAAACAUCAACUCUACAGUUUACACAAUGACAAAACCUUAGUGGACAAGCUGGUGAAUGAAUUGAGAGAAAAUGGUGAGCUGUUGAUGUUUCAGCUGGGAUUUGACUCUGAAGCCUUUGGUUUGGUGUUUUCGGAAGACUACAGAGCCAAAGUCCUGCAAGGGGAGGAAGGCAGAGAUACACUUACAACUGUGGAGAAAUUUCUGAAUAAACUCAUUCCCGCAUGUUCCGAUCUGAGCUUCAGUAAAGACAAAAUGCUCAAGGAGUUUCUUUUCACCGAUUCUGAGAUAACGCAGCUGGUAAAAUCAGGUGUACUGACUGUAAGAGAUGCAGGCAGCUGGUGGCUUUCAAUCCCAAACUCUGGAAAAUUCAUAAAAUAUUUCAUCAAGGGACGCAAAACUGUACUUGGCAUGGUAAAGAAAUCCAAAUACGGUGAAAUCCUAAAGGAUGAAUUAGAGGGACGUCGCACAACUUCCCAGGUUAAAUUCCAGAUGAAGUAUCACGUUCAUGAUAUAGUUGGGGCAGAGUUAGUAGAAUGCAUACAGACAACUUCAGGGACGUUAUUACGAUAUGUGGAUGGAAACAUCAACCAAUCGAACUCUUACUUGUCCUAAACUCUACAGAACUAAAUUAUCUUUAUAGUUUCAUCUAUUACCUUUUUCUUUUGGUUAAAAAAAGCUUCAUUGUUUACAGGAUAUGCAAUAUAUUUUUUUCUCAAAUCUCACAGUUUCUUCAUGGCAAAUUAAUUGUUAACUAUAAUGUAAAAUAAAAACAAAAUAAAACUGCACCAACAGUCAUUAUUCAUUCAUUAGUCAAAAAGUGUUGUACCAUCACAGUCAACACUGUAUGAAAUAUUGACCCAGUUCACUUGAUGUAAUUCUUGCACACUUGGUCUAUACGCCUGAUUUUAAACAGACACACUGCACCUUUAAAGCUUCCAAUAAUAUCUAACAUAGGUCUUCACCAGGGCAUCCGGGACCCCUUGGGUGGAUCCCUGGUGGUAUAACCGAUGGUUUGGGGUCAUUUUAUUUUUGCAUUGCAAAACCAAUAAUAAAGAGAAUAAAGUUCCCACAUUAAAAUAAAUUCAGUAAAAAUAAAUUAAGAGGUAGGAUGUUAGCAGUAUGUGACUGUACAGUAUUCAAAAAUAAUGAUUUAAAUAUCUUUGUAACUAUCAUAAUAAAGUAUGUAAAUCCUUAA